Molecule: messenger RNA, 9985 nt
Organism: Rhineura floridana
Lineage: Eukaryota; Metazoa; Chordata; Lepidosauria; Squamata; Rhineuridae
Gene: NR2C2
Product: nuclear receptor subfamily 2 group C member 2
Exons: 17
Coding region: 736-2526 (596 amino acids)
Biological process (GO): cell differentiation; positive regulation of transcription by RNA polymerase II; positive regulation of embryonic development
Molecular function (GO): RNA polymerase II cis-regulatory region sequence-specific DNA binding; nuclear receptor activity; zinc ion binding
Source: RefSeq, a predicted model, not a curated record
AGCUCCGCCUUAGGGAUCAGUGGGGAAGGUGUUGUGUGGAUUCGACGGGCGGCACACGGGCGCUCGAAGCUACCACAGGUAGCCCCUCCUUCUUCUCUGCCGUUUCCCCAGCUCCGGCCCCGCCUCGUUAGGCGGACGGGGGUGGGGUGGGGGAAGAGAUGGAGGGGCCGCGGCCAGCGUAAUGCUGGGAAGAGGAAAUGGGGAAACGCUCCCAGGCAGCAAAGGCGACGACAGCAGCGCCCGGCGAGGUCACGAACUCUGACCUUUCAUCAGAAGAUGCCAAUUCCCCCCCCAAACAAACAAUAACAGACAACUGUUCCAGCCCCCCUUCUCUUCUGAGCAGGACACGUUAACUCCUUUGGUGCCGCUUUCGCCGCCUGCCUUCCUCCCCCCCCCUUGACGGGCCAGAGGUUGGGGGAGAAAUCCAGGCCCGGCCGGACCGUUACGAGGCAACCACCGCUGGGUUCGUUUGGCGCCAAUUCCUGAGGUUCUCUAAUGAUCUUCCUUCACCAUGACAACCAGUAUGGAGGUGCUGGCUCAGCAGAUAGUGGAGACACAGCAGGUGGCUGAGGUUUACAGCCUUAGGAAUGCUUUUGGAUGCUCGGGUUUCAGCGAUGGCCAGGAACCCUUCUCACCAUCUUCAUCUGAUCUUUGCUGAAGAACAAUGUAAAUAAAGCUGCAGAAGGAUUUGACACUGUGCAAACUGUUCAAACAACAUUAUCUGAAUCUCCAGUGAUGACCAGCCCUUCCCAACGCAUCCAGAUUAUCUCCACAGAUUCUUCUGUAGCUUCACCACAGCGUAUUCAGAUUGUCACAGAUCAGCAGACAGGACAGAAAAUCCAGAUAGUGACAGCAGUGGAUUCAUCAGCAUCCCCAAAGCAGCAAUUUAUAUUGGCUAGUCCAGACGGAACAGGAACAGGGAAAGUGAUAUUGGCUGCACCUGAGGCUUCUAAUACAAAGCAACUUAUCUUUACCACCACAGAUAACAUUGUGCCAGGCAGAAUACAGAUUGUGACUGACUCUGCCUCUGUGGAACGUUUGUUGGCUAAAACUGAUGUCCAGCGACCACAAGUAGUAGAAUACUGUGUUGUCUGUGGAGACAAAGCUUCAGGUCGUCACUAUGGUGCUGUCAGUUGUGAAGGAUGCAAAGGCUUCUUUAAAAGGAGUGUGAGGAAAAAUCUGACCUAUAGUUGCCGUAGCAACCAAGACUGUAUCAUCAAUAAACACCAUCGGAAUCGCUGCCAGUUUUGUCGACUAAAAAAAUGCCUUGAGAUGGGAAUGAAAAUGGAAUCUGUACAAAGUGAAAGGAAGCCUUUUGAUGUACAGCGUGAGAAACCAACCAACUGUGCUGCUUCAACAGAAAAAAUCUAUAUCAGAAAGGACUUGAGAAGUCCUCUAAUAGCAACCCCAACUUUUGUGGCAGACAAAGAUGGGGCUAGAUCAGCUGGCCUUCUUGAUUCAGGGAUGCUUGUGAAUAUCCAGCAACCACUAAUUCGGGAAGAUGGCACAGUGCUCCUGGCUACAGAUUCCAAGGCUGAGACAAGCCAAGGUGCGUUGGGAACACUAGCAAAUGUUGUAACUUCACUUGCCAGCCUCAGUGAGUCAGUUAAUAAUGGAGACACUUCUGAAAUUCCGCAAGAAGACCAAUCUGCAAGUGAGAUCACUCGUGCAUUUGAUACUUUGGCUAAAGCACUUAACACCACAGAUGGAGCAGCAGCUCAGAAUCUGGCCGAUGGGAUGGAUCCGACAGGCGGUGGGAACAUUCAUGUAAUCAGUAGGGAUCAAUCUACACCAAUCAUUGAAGUUGAAGGACCCCUCCUGACAGAUACUCAUGUGACAUUUAAGUUAACCAUGCCGAGUCCAAUGCCAGAAUACCUGAAUGUGCAUUACAUUUGUGAGUCAGCAUCCCGCUUACUUUUCCUGUCCAUGCACUGGGCUAGAUCCAUUCCUGCUUUUCAAGCACUAGGGCAGGACUGUAAUACAAGCCUUGUGCGUGCCUGCUGGAAUGAAUUGUUUACGUUAGGCCUUGCACAAUGUGCACAGGUGAUGAGUUUGUCAACUAUCCUGGCAGCUAUUGUCAACCACCUGCAGAACAGCAUACAGGAAGAUAAACUUUCCGGAGACCGAAUAAAACAAGUGAUGGAACACAUCUGGAAACUUCAGGAGUUCUGUAACAGCAUGACUAAGCUUGAUAUUGAUGGAUAUGAAUAUGCUUACCUUAAAGCUAUAGUCCUCUUUAGUCCUGAUCACCCUGGCCAGACAAGCUCCAGCCAAAUAGAAAAAUUCCAGGAGAAAGCUCAGAUGGAAUUACAAGACUAUGUUCAAAAAACUUAUCCAGAAGAUACUUACAGGCUAGCCCGGAUUCUAGUUCGCCUGCCAGCACUUAGACUAAUGAGCUCUAGCAUUACUGAAGAACUCUUUUUUACUGGGCUCAUUGGAAAUGUUCCAAUUGACAGCAUCAUCCCCUACAUCCUGAAAAUGGAGACAGCAGAAUAUAACGGCCAAAUAACAGGCUCAUCCUCAUAGAAGGGGUCAGUGCAUCCUCAUAGAUCAUCUGAGCAAUCAUAAUUCAUUGAUUAACUUUGAUUGUGUGUAUAAAUAUUUCCAACAAGUUCCAUUUUUUGUUAAACUUUUGAAAGACAAGCAUUGGGGAAAAAAACUGAAAAAAACUUCUUCUAUGACCUGUUUCUUCCAGAAGGAUGAAAGGGUUACAGGGACUUGCUGAACAAGCUUUUUAUUUGGAAAUUAUAAGUGAGAAAAAUAGGUUCUAUACUAAUUAAAAAGUACUUAAGAACAUUGGCUUGGAUCUAAAGAACUGCAGGUGGAGUUCUACUCAUGCAAUGAGGCUCUCCUAAUUCCUCCUCCUUCCUGUUGCAGUCUUUCAUGCACCCUCCCCAAUCCACUCCUGAGGAUCAGAGGACCCUCCAGAGUGACGUGCAGUGCCGGAUGGAAGGUUGCAACUGGCAGAGAUAAUUGGCAACACAUAUACCCUUGAGCAAGUAGAAAUGCUUUCCACUUGUUCCAAGGGUUCUUUGCAUCCAAGUCCAUAUUUUAUAUAUUUUUAAAAUCUUUAAAUUAAUAUUUUAAAAUUAUGAGGAUGUCAUUAUCAGCACUUUCAGAGCACUUCUUGUUAAAGUUAUUGUCAUCAUCUUGCUUGUAUGAGCAGGGUAAAUAAAUAAUAGCAUUUUAACUACAGACAUUGCUAGUGAUUUCUAUGAAAACAUGAAGAGCUGUGGGAGACAAUCAUUUAUGCUACAAAAUUUCAAUUGUAUGUGUUUAUUAACAAUGUGAUCCUUUCAAGGAGAUUUCUAUACUAUUUGAAAUUAAACUUUACUAAUUUAAUGUAAAUGUUUACAGCAUAAGUGAAACAUGUUUAUGGCUCAGCUGUCAGCAUAAGAAGAUGCUGUAGAAAUUAUUCACACUGGAAAACAGUAAACUAACUUCUUGCCUUUGUAAAGAGUAACCAUUGAGAUUUUUAAGCCUGGUGCUGUUUACUUAUAAAUGCUAUAAUAUAAAAUGUCUUUUUUUAUUAUUGUGGUGCAUCAGUUGUUAAGUGACAAGAAUGCUAUCAGCUUAAAUAGUGGCUAUGUGCCCUUUUAGUACAUUACAGUUUCAAACUCCUGCAUUAUAUGUGAGGCUUAAGAAGACUACUGGGGCAUAUCACAUAGUCCAGUACCAUGAUUACUGCAGAGGUUGAGGCUUAGUAUUUUUUCUAAGGUUCCCAAACUCCGGUCCAUGGACCACCAGUGGUCUGUGUGCUUCAUUCAGGUGGUCCGUGAUGUAUCUGGAUUUGUGGUUGAAGACAGGAGACAGCACAUCUAUCACAUUAGAUAUUCGUACUGAUUUUAAUUGUAUUUUUAUUAUUUUAUUUCUUAAAUAGUGUAUUUUAUUCUAUUCUAUGGAAUUCAAAUUGUAAUACAAUAAAAUACAAUAUGUAAGAAGUAAAAGAAGCAGUACAAAUAUAAUGAAAAAUCAUAGAGAAUCUAGUGCAGUGCAGUAUAAUUGGUACAACAGGCAGAAAAAUCCCUGAGUGCUCCACCAAAAGAUCCUCAGCAAUUUUCAAGUGGUCUGUGGGGGGAAAGUUUAGGAACCACUGUCCUAAAUGGUUUUACAGUUCAAUAUGCAUAUAUACUCAGAAGGAAACUCCACUGGGUUCAGUGGAACUUAAGCAUGAAUAUGAUUGCAGCCUUAGUAAUUUUCCCAGCUUCUGCUUGUCCAACAUUUUAUACACAUGGCUUUUUCCUUACAUGAACAUUAGAAUUUCAGUGUAACAUUUUAUACACAUGGCUUUUUCCUUACAUGAACAUUAGAAUUUCAGUGUAGGAAAAGGUGUGUAGUAAUUUGCAUGUAAAUCAUGUAAGUGCCCAUUUCCCAUGAUUACAUAUGUUAAGGUAUGUUUUGUUCUACUGCUUCCAAACACACACAGAUAUCUGGCAAAAUAAAUAUUACACUGAUUUUCACACAUUACAGUAUACAUGGAAAUAUAUUUCUACACAGAUCUUGCCUCUAUAUAGGAAAAUUGUGAAUGAAAAGGACCCACGGCAACCUCAUGAGAUCUAUUUGGAGUUGGGAGUACUAAGAAAUAUUUCUUGUAUCGUGGACUGUCAAAAUGCUUUCUAGGGCUGGCCUGUUUCUGCUUGUUCGCUUUUAUUUUUAAUAUGUGUUACUGUUUUCAUUGUAUUUUUCAAAUCAAAGUUGCAAAAAAAUGACUUAUUUCUCAGAUUGGCUUUUAUUUGAAAACCUGUUCCAACUAAGUUGUGUUUUCUGUCUUUCUAGUUAAGGUCUCAGGUGGCACACUGGAGGGCUUUCUGACAAAUUCAGGCACAGUUCAGUCUUGUAUCUUACCCCCAUCAUAAGGAUCUCAUUUAUAAUUAAAUUUCAGGAAGUAAUUCAAUGAUUACUCAAGCUAGCAUAGCCCCAGAGAUAAUUAAACUACACUACUAUAAAUAAUUAUUCACUUAAUAAACUCCUACUUGUCUCCAAAACAAUUAAACUUCUUCCUUUUUUAAUAUUUAAAAUACAGGAUGAGACCUAAUGUAGCACAAGCAGGUGUCCACUCACACCAUGAGCAUCUUCUCUUUUCCCCCACAUGCCCCAAAAUCUGCUUUUGAGAGUUGAGGGACCCUCUGGAGCAGAUUUUAUGAGUACACUGGGGACUGGAGGGGAGAGAAAAGAAUCUAGAAGUCCCAUUGUACAAGCAGUUUUGUGUUGAACAAGCAGGCAGACAUCUUGUCACCUACAGUUUAAUUCACCCAAGAACUGCUAUGGAGGAAUGAAACAGCAUUGUGUCUUUUCUUGAUUUACUGUUUUGCUCCUCCUUUAAUUCUAAAAUAAGUUGUGUAAAUACAGUCAAUAGAACUGUGAGCAUGGACAAAAGACCCAGAGUUAUAAACAUACUAUGAUAUUGUGGUAUAAACAUAUUAAGAUAUAAUCAAACAUUUUAGAAAAAUAUAAAGUCAAGUCUUUAAUAUUCAUUUUAAUAAAUAUGUAAUUUAAAUGAUAAAAAAUCCUAAAAUAACCUUAACACAAUUUUGAGACCCAAAAUAAUUCCAUGUAAAACUUAGAUGAGCAUAUCCUUCAAGCAAAGGCUGUUACUGAAGUAGAUGUGUUACAGAUUAUAAUAGCUUGAUCCACAAACUUUUAAAUUAAUUUUGUUCUGCUUGAUUUUGUAUCCAGCGAAAAGAUAUUUUAACUAUUGGUAUUUAAUGGUUCACAUGAAUUGUAAUUGUUAAUUUCUUAUCUGUCAAGCAGCUGUUUUGUCAUUCCCUGGUUAUUUGCUUCUGAUCUAGACCAGCUCGCAUACUAUUAAUGAAAAAUGUGUCUGUAAUUGCUUAUUGCUGCAUUAGAAGCAAAUUAUAGAUCCCACAGUUAGGAAAUCUUUAAAAGAUUUCUGGGUUUCAUACAGCCCAAGGAUAAUGACUUAAGAAACAGAUACAUAUUACAGUGGCAUGGCCAGCUGGCUUUUUGAAUGUCUAGGAAGAGAGCAUAAUGCAAUAUGAUGGCCUCUUUCAGAACUUGACUGGUUUUUAUAGUAGACAUUUGGCCAGUGAACUGCAAAUUGAGUAACCAUUACUGAGAAGGUCUAAAUAGUGUUUGUGUGGAAUUCAGCUGAGCCCCUUACAUCCAUUUCAAUGUAUAAGGGGGGACAGGAUACUGCACUGAAGUGCAUCAAAUAAAAUAAGUGCAAAGAUGAGCUGUAAGCCAUCCUUACCAUAUCUGUACAUCAUUUUCUUGGAAUAUGUUUUUUGUGCACACUGAUCAGAAAAGGGUGCAGUGACAAUCAUUAGCCCUCUUUAUAUGCACACAAGAAAUUACAUGUGCAUGGUAGAGUUUUGCUUUCUUUCCUCAAAAAGUAGCUACUGCCACCACACCACUUUUCAAUUGGGAGAAGGGGAGGCAUAAGGCAUCUUGUGAUUCCUCUAUGGGGAAGCUGCUGUUGAGGGGAGGAAAUCAAAAUACUGUUGUGCACACACAGUUCUCUGGAUUGGGACAGGUACAUUUAGGAAUGGGAUGCAAUGGGACCUACUUUCAUUAGUUUAAUCCCAUUGUGUAAUAACUGAAUCUGUUGUUAGUACACCUCAACCAUAAUGAAAUCAGUGAAUAUAUGAUUGGCAUUAGUGGCAUAAUGCAAUUUGAAAUGUUACGGUAUUUCAAACCUGUUGAAAUGAUUACUAAAGGAGGCAUUAUCAUUAAGUCAUAGUGACUCCAAGAUUGUCAUCAGUAAGCUGAAUUUGUAAUACAAGCAUUUGUAAUGCUUGUUUUGCUGAAGAUGAAAAGUAUUGGCAUUUAAAACUGUGUGGCCAUUGUCAAAUCAGACUGCAAUUAUGAGUUUAAUUGAUUUCAGAGAGCCUUGGACAUGUACAAGGGCAGCCUCAGUAGAUCAUGGGAGAGCCUCUAUGGCAAGCUAUUACAUACUGUUUCUCCCUGAUAUUAGCUUGCCCUGAGUUACAAGAGUGUUCUGGAAAUAGUUUGCUGUGAAAGGAACUUCAUACUUUUAAAAACACAUGUCUGUGAGUGUUCCUAUUUCUGCAAAACCAACUCUGAUAUAGCACUGGAGGAGGGAAGAAUAUGUCAUUCAGAGUGGGGUGUCAAAAAUGUAAUAAGGUGUGCCCAAGCUCUUAAGCACCCCUUAAGUAUCCCACCUUGGAUCCCGGCCAUAUUUUUUGUGUGUAUGAUGCUUUAUGUGCUUGUACCUAACUUUGUCCAGUAUAUUAUGUACAGUGUAAUAUAAAGUGUGUAUGUAUGUAUAUAGAAAUAUGUACAGUCAUGUAACCAUAUAUAUCAGAUUUAUAUAUGUUAACAAAAAAGAUUUAUAAAUGCAUUGCAAAUCUUGAGCUUCCUAAAUUUUAUUUCUUGCUCAAAGCUCAGUCCUGGUAUGUUCAUAUGCCUUCCCACUUUUCUCAGUCAAGUGGGCACCUGUUUCUAAACCCAGGAUGUAUUUGCACUUUGUCUUAAAUAUUGAGGAAACUAUUGAAUAGUUCCACAUCUUGUUUCUUACUACACACAAGCCCUGUUGUGAUGAAAGGAGAUUGUGCAGUGAUAGUGUUUGGUAGAUUGCAUCUGUGGACCAUAAGCAUUUCUAUAUUCUUGACACAUGCAAAGGAGGCUUUUUAAACUCCUUUGAAAGUUUUUUUUAUAGUUUUGUUUUUCAGCAUGUAAAGCUUGAUUGCUAUUUAUAAUAAUGUCUGUAUGUCCCCUGAAGUUGUUAAUGAGAACAAACAAGGCUGCUGCACAACAGAUGUGUGUAGUUUUAUAUUGACAACUAUCUUCUAUGAGUGAGGCCAAGGCAAAAUGUACUAGUAGUGUCAUAAAUGUCACUAUGUGCUAGCUAGGUAAUAUGUGGUGCUGUAUCUUCCCUGGCAAUUAUAAUACAUUUCUUUUUAGAGAGUGACCACUAAAGGGAACUUCUUGUUUAAAAAUUAGUUUUGAAUGGACAAUUGAAUUGACAUACAACACAUUUGUAACAACUAGGAAUAAUUAGUAGUGAAUUCUAUGGGAGAUUUCCAGGUAGGCUGUGGGGGGAAGGUAGCCAAUAUUCCUUACUGUGCAACCUUCCCUAAAACCUGUCUAUACAAUUAUUCUGGUUGCUUGGGCAUUUUGUCCUUUUCCUAUAGAAAAAAUAUUUGAUUUCAAAUGGCAACAUUUGGUCAAGAAUGACAGUUAAACAUGCAGUAGUCAUAUAGAAUGGGGUCCAAAAUAAUUAUGGACGUAUUUUAAGACAGACAUUUUCUUUUAAUGGAAGAGUAAUACAUUUAAGUAAACAACAAAGGGCAAGAUGCUUCCUGGUACAUAAAAUGAUCUCCAUCCACAUCUCAAGAGACAUCUGUUUCUCCUCUUCCUCCUUUUAUUGGAGGUCGCUGAUUCAUAGGGUUGCCAUAAGUCGUAAUCGACUUGAAGGCAUAUAACACACACAGAUAGGAAGCAUGCACACAAACAGCAUGCCAAGAUAUUACAGGACAUGGGAGGUCUGUGUGUGCCUGCCAUGUCACUAUUUAGUCCUUGCUGUCUUCAGAAUUCAAGUAACUUGCAAAGCAUGGAGAGGAGGUAGGGCUUGAUGGAAGACUUGCAAGGCACACUUCUCCCUUGUUCUACAAUGCCUUGGCACCCUAUCUGCAUCCUUCUACGUGCAGACUGGGGGGAAAUGGAUCUUGUGAGGAUCACUCCACAUGCAUGUAUCAUAUGGGCACUAGGAAGAAUCAUGUCCAAAGUUAGUGGUUAGAAAAUUAAGCUCACUACUUCUCUUCGCCUUCUCAACAAUCCUCUUAAUACUGACAUUACCUGAAACACCUUGUCCCUAGAAUGUAUACCUUUUACUCUAGGCAUGAUCUUUUUUAAAAGAUCAGUUUUGGUGAAAUAAGGAAUGUUGCUAGUAAAGGCAUGCAAUCUACCAGUUGCAUAGACCUGCACUUGCAAGAUUUGGGUUCUGAUUGGAAGGUCCAUAAAUGCUAAAGAUGUGGGGCACAAUCCUUGGAGAAGUCCUAUUGAAAUGAUUGGGAACUGCUCAAGAGUAAUUCUGUCCAGCCUCCUAUUUCCUGACCUGCUGCUUGAUGCAUGCAGAUUUUUAAAAAGUCUGUGGACCUUUAUGAAACGUUUUUGGUAGGAAAACUCCAUUUUUAAUUCGCAUUCAUUUAGUGUCAUGGCAGUUGGUACUCUGCUUGCUUUUAUUAAAUUUUAUAUUGAAUGGAAACAUCAUAAAAUGAUUUCCCCAUUUCAAUUGUUCCUUAAAAUAUCAUGAAGAACAAAAGUCUCCCCCCCCUGUAAUGGCGGUACUAAACUGAUUACUGAGUCCAGCCACUGAAUAACUUAAAUUAUUUUUAGAAUCAAAUAUGUUACUUUUGCUUUCUGUAUUGCAUUUUGGAGGGUAUGGGGAUGAAAAAAUAGAAGUCUUAAGAAAAGGUUGGAGGAGUUUUGAGUAGUCUGUUGACCAAAAGGCAGUAUAAUUGCUUUCAGCAUCCAUGGAAUUCAUAUGCUGAAAAGACUUCUGUAACCAGACAGCAAUUCUAAACAUAUUGUAACACCAUUGUUCCCAGUAACUUUAUAACCAAAAAACCCUGCUUAUAUUUAUCCAUUAUAUAAUUGUUGUAUUUGGAAAACCCCUUAAGCACUGAGCUCUUAUUAAAACUAACCUAUUUGCCACAAGAGGAAUUGUCUGUGAUAAUUCCCUGGAGUAUCUUUUGCAACCCUGUGCUUUUUAUUGUUUAUUAAAAUGUUGUCCGAGUAUCUUUUUUUUAAUAUGAGGUUUAAACCCUGACAAAAGAUGUUGCUUCCUCAGUUUAUUUUGUGAAAUUAGCUUUGUAAAUGUGAUAGCAUAUAAAAUAGCAUGUUCUUUUUUUAAUCUGAAUUUUAUAUCUAAUCACUGUCUUCAGUCAUGAAGAGAAAUUUGCAUUGUUGUGUGUGUAUAUAGAGUAUUGCAGUGCAUGCUUAUGCAUUUUAUUAAAUGCUGUCUAAAUGUGGCAUAUCGUUGUGGCUUAAUAUUGCUGCCUAC